Molecule: messenger RNA, 3403 nt
Organism: Triplophysa rosa
Lineage: Eukaryota; Metazoa; Chordata; Actinopteri; Cypriniformes; Nemacheilidae
Gene: tlr8b
Product: toll-like receptor 8b
Exons: 2
Coding region: 226-3261 (1011 amino acids)
Biological process (GO): toll-like receptor signaling pathway; defense response to virus; positive regulation of interleukin-6 production
Cellular component (GO): plasma membrane
Molecular function (GO): pattern recognition receptor activity; protein binding
Source: RefSeq, a predicted model, not a curated record
AAGAGCUGGUCAUGAAGAAUAAACUCUCUCUCAUUCACAGACGCGGGUCACAGGUGGAUCUCACACAGAUGAAAGAUUUGUUUGCGUCUUUUGUUUUGCUGCAUAGAACGGCGAAUAAUGGUGCAUUCUGAAACUUGAAAGAGGAAAUGACAGACCGACUUUAUAAAAAGACUUCACACAUACAAUACUGACAGACCAUUUCCCUUUGAGGACGGAUGAACUCAAAUGAUGUUUGUGCUGAUGUUAAUGUAUUCUGUCUGCUCAUCUGACGGCCUCAGCUGGGCCUGGAGAAAACUUCCAUGUGAUGUGAUGUUCUCCAACAGAUCGGUUCUCAUGGACUGUUCGGGCAGAUCACUGAAAGAAAUUCCAAAGAACUUGUUGUGGAACUCAACAGAGCUCAUCUUCAGCCAUAAUGAAAUAAGAACUCUUCCGAAAGAUGCUUUCUGGAAUCUGACCAACGUCACACGGAUAAAUCUCAGAAAAAAUCUACUGCAGCUUAAAAAGGACAGCAGGGUUUUUUCCAGGUUGGCUCAACUCAAGACUUUGCAGCUUGACAAUAAUAACAUCUCAGCAUUUCCCAGAGAUCUUCCUCCAGGACUCCAAACACUGAGUCUGAAUUCCAACCACAUCCAAAACAUCGGACCGUUACAUUUUGAAGGAAUGACGAAGCUCGAGGUUUUGAAAUUAAACGAGAAUUGCUACCGCAGCGUUAAAUGCAAGAUUAUAAUUCACAACAAAACCUUUCGAAACGUUCACCUGACUGUGCUCGAGUUGUCCAAAAACAGACUUCAGAAAAUCCCACCCGGUUUACCCAGAUCCCUCCAGAACCUCUCGCUUCUCUUAAACAGGAUCGAGUACAUCGAUGCUUUUGUGCUACAGAAUCAAACCAACCUCAGACUUCUUGAUUUGUCUGGAAACUGUCCGUUUUGUUUCAACGCUCCGUUCCAGUGCACUCCCUGCCAGACGGCGAAUCGUUCUCUAGAGAUUCACUCGGAUGCCUUCAGUGGACUCGUCCAGCUACAAGACCUGAGACUUUCCGGAAACUCUUUAACGACAAUCAACCCUUCGUGGUUUCAAAACCUGACCACGUUAAAGUACUUGUAUCUUUCCUUCAAUUCUUUAGUGCGUGAGUUUGAAAGCGGACAGUUCUUCAGCGUGCUCCCCCGUGUGGAGAUCGUGGAUUUCUCGUACAACAAUCCAUCGCAAACCAUUUACCAGAGACUGAAACUCUCGACGGGUUUCUCUAGUUUGAAAUCCUUACAAACGCUUCACUUGGAAGGUUACAUUUUCAGCAACCUCUGUGAGGAAGACCUCGUGCCUCUCUUCGCUCUGAAAAAUUUAUCCGUGCUAAACUUAGGAGUCAACUUUCUCCAAAAUGUCAAUCUGUCUGUCUUUAGGAACUUUCAAAACCUCUCCCUGAUUUCUUUGAGCGACAACAGGUUGAUGUUCACAGGACACACUCGGAUGCGGUGCAAACGCCAGGGUCUGUCUUAUCAAGAUCAAGAUGAUCAUCGUGAGGGUCCUUACAUUCACACCGAUCAAGAGUUCCGCCGUUACCCUCCGUUCACCAAACACGAGUGUCUCAUGACAGGACCGGUUUUAGAUCUCAGCAGUAACAGCAUAUUCCACAUCAACCCGCUUUACUUCACAGGAGCAGAGGACGUCACGUGUCUCAAUCUGUCCUUCAACUUCAUCGCUUCAUACUUCAACGGUACAGAGUUCAAUCACUUUCCCAAACUCAAGUAUCUGGACUUAUCCAACAACCGAGUCUACAUGCAUUCCCAAUUAGCCUUCCGCGAGCUAAAAGAGUUAGAGGUUUUGGAUUUAAGUCACAACAAACAUUACUUCGAGGUGGCAGGCGUACGGCACAGCCUCGCCUUUCUUAAAAACCUCGAGUUCCUCCGAGUGCUCAAUCUGAGCUGGAAUGAGAUCAACACCCUGACCAACAAAACCCUCGACAGCGCCUCGCUGAACGAGCUUCAGUUUCAGGGAAAUCGCCUGGAUAUCAUGUGGAGAAAGAACCAAGAGUUUAAAAAUCUUUUCAAGAAUCUCUCAAACCUGACACGCCUCGAUAUAUCCUACAACAAGCUUUGCCAAAUUCCGGAAGAUAUAUUCAGUUGUUUCCCGCAGACCCUGACGUAUCUCAGCGUGAGCAGAAACACUUUGACGUAUUUUGAGUGGGAACAGCUCCGAUAUUUACCUCGAUUGGAAGUUCUGGAUCUCAGCAAGAACAAGUUGACUCAGGUCACUGAGAAACUGUCCAAACACACGAGUUCACUGAAGGUUCUGGACCUGAGUAGUAAUCUCAUCGCCAGAUUAAAACCAAGUUUUCUCCAAGAUGACAGAAGUCUGUUGACCCUCAAUCUCGCAUUCAACCGCCUGACGCAGGUCAGCGACGCGUCCUUGUCAUCGGGCAGCGGUCACUCGCUGCGUCUCCUGCACCUGGAGAGAAACCCAAUCCACUGCACCUGCGAUCUUCUGGACUUCAUCCUCUGGUUAAAGAAAAGCGAUACGGUUCUUCCCCAUCUAGCGACGGAUGUCCUGUGCGACCUUCCGGAAGCUAAAAGGGGACAUCCGAUGGUAGACCUGGACAUCGAAAACGCCUGCAUUAAUAACAUCAUCGCCCAAAUUCUGUACGUGUUGACGUCCUCCAUCAUCAUCAUCAUGUUAUCCGCCAUCAUCACCGUACAUAUGUUCUACUGGGACAUAUCAUACAUCUAUAAUUUCUGCAGGGCCAAAAUAAAAAGUCAUCAUUCAAAUGCAGACUGCACUUAUGACGCCUUUGUCAUCUACGACACGUCGGACUCGGCGGUAGAGGAGUGGGUCUUCAACCAUCUCUGCUUUGAGCUGGAAGAGCGAGGCGGACGGGUUCAUCCGCUCUGUUUGGCCGAGAGAGACUGGACUCCUGGAACAUCCGUCAUGGAUAACCUCAACCACAGCGUUCACCGGAGCAGGAAGUCCAUAUUCGUGAUGACGGAGGGAUUGGUCCGCAGUGGGAUUUUCAAGAUGGCGGCUUUUCUUGCUCAACAGAGGUUGCUGGAGGAGGGCGUGGACGUGAUGGUGCUGGUGCUGUUGGAGCCGGUGCUUCGUCGAUCGAGAAUCCUGAACCUGCGGCGCUGCCUGUGCGGACACAGCGUGCUGGAGUGGCCCGGAAACCCGGCAGCAAAAGACUGGUUCUGGCAGAAUCUGAGAAAUGCAAUCAGAUUCGAGUGUCACGGUGUGCAAAGCAAAAUCUUUACAAAUUACUUCAGUGGACGGUGAAGCGAGACGUUAUGACACGUUUCAGUUCACGGUUGCUGUUCUUCAUCUUCAGUGUGCUUUGACUGGACAAAUGUGUUGCACCACCAACUUCCCUGUAAGCUAUUUUUUUAAAUCCAGAACUUCCCAUUAAACUCAUUUGUGU